Messenger RNA from Heterobasidion irregulare TC 32-1, 1098 nucleotides. RefSeq names its product glycoside hydrolase family 28 protein. Gene Ontology annotation, biological process: pectin catabolic process. Bases 1 to 1098 code for a protein of 365 amino acids. The transcript is spliced from 14 exons. NCBI's taxonomy places the organism in Eukaryota, Fungi, Basidiomycota, Agaricomycetes, Russulales, Bondarzewiaceae. The record is from RefSeq and is a predicted model, not a curated record. Gene Ontology annotation, cellular component: extracellular region. Gene Ontology annotation, molecular function: polygalacturonase activity.
AUGUUCAAAGCUGCGUUUGUGAUUUUUGCCGCUGCCGUCCCCUGUAUUCUUGGCACCAAGCAGGGGACGGCUUGUACUGGGACCAUAUCUUCUCUGGACGACGUUGAUGACGCUGUUGAAUGUACCACGGUCAACAUUAAUUCGUUCACUGUGCCUGCUGGGGAAACUUUCAAUCUCGACCUCGCUGACGGGACGACUGUGAACAUGGAGGGGGAUGUCAGUUUUGGCAACAAGACGUGGGCUGGUCCGCUGUUCCAAGUCAGUGGAGACUCGGUUACAUUUAAUGGGAAUGGCCACACCUUCAAUGGGAAUGGACCGUUCUAUUGGGAUGGCCUUGGCGGCAAUGGAGGCGUAACGAAACCAGCCCCCAUGAUGAAAAUCAAGAUCUCCGGUACUUUCACGAAUGUGAAGGUACUCAAUUCACCUGCCCGUGUCUAUAGCGUGUCCAAUCCUGGGCCGUUGGUUAUGUCAAAACUAAAUAUCGACGAUUCGCUCGGUGACUUGCCGAAUUCAGCUAGCAACAGACUCGCUGCUGGCCACAACACCGACGGUUUUGACGUCAGCACCACUGACCUGAUCAUAGAAAGCAGCACGAUUCACAAUCAGGAUGACUGCCUUGCUAUCAACAAGGGCUCAAACAUCGUCUUCACUGGCAACACAUGCAUCGGUGGACAUGGCAUCUCUAUCGGAUCGAUCUCCAGCGACGCCGUCGUUUCUGGUAUCGUCAUAUCCGGAAACACCGUCACCAACAACGACCAAGCUCUCCGCAUCAAAACGAAGGCAUCCGCAACAAGUGCCUCUGUCUCGAACGUCACGUACAGCGGGAACACAGGCACUGGCUUGCGCCAAUUUGGAAUCCUCAUUGACCAGAGCUACCCGGAUACCCUUGGAACUCCUGGGACAGGUGUUAAGAUCUCAGACAUCAAUUUCUCCGGUAGCACGACGUCCCUCACUGUAAAUUCCGGCGCUGAUCGGGUGGCUGUGAACUGUGGGGCUGGCGCAUGUACCGGAACAUGGGACUGGGCUUCGCUGAAAGUGAGCGGGGGCUCGGCCGGCCCAAUCGUCAACUUCGACGGCAUCACCAACUUCAGCCAGUGA